Messenger RNA from Emiliania huxleyi CCMP1516, 801 nucleotides. RefSeq lists its product as hypothetical. The transcript has 2 exons. The annotation marks the transcript as partial. Gene Ontology annotation, cellular component: cytoplasm. The record is from RefSeq and is a predicted model, not a curated record. Lineage: Eukaryota; Haptophyta; Isochrysidales; Noelaerhabdaceae.
AUGGUGCUUUUGCCGACCCGCGGUCACGGCCCUCUCACGCUCGCUCCGAACGUCGAGGUGGAGCGGCUGGGUUUCGGCACAUGGGCGUGGGGCAACAAGCUGCUCUGGGGCUACGACGAGGCCGCCGACCCCGUGUUGGAGGCUGCAUUCCGCCGUGCCGUGGCCGGCGCACCGCUCGUCGACCGGCGGCGCUUCUUCUUCGACACGGGCGACUCCUACGGGACGGGCGCGCGCGAGGGCCGCGCCGAGUCGUUGCUGGGCCGCUUUCGACGCGAAGCGCGAGCGCGGCGGCGCGUCGCCAUCGGCACAAAGCUGGCCGUCUACCCUUGGCGCCUACGAGGCGAGGACUUUGAGGAUGCGUGCCGCGCGUCGCUGCGCCGGAUGGGCGAGUCGCGCAUGGAGCUUGUGCAGGCGCAUUGGUCGGCGGCCAACUUCCAGCCGUGGCAGGAGCCGGCGCUAUGGGACGGGCUCGCGCGCUGCUAUGAGGCGGGGCUCGCGGGCGCCGUUGGCACGUCCAACUUCGGACCGAAGCAGCUGCGCAAGGCGAACGCGCAUUGGGCCUCGCGCGGCGUGCCGCACAGUGCGAACCAGGCGCAGCUCCACGUGCAACUCAGCCUGCUCUCGACGCUGCCGCUCGAGUCCGGCCUCCUCGAGGCUAGCAGCGAGCUGGGCGUGACUCCGAUCGGCUACUCUCCCCUCGCGCUGGGGCUGCUCUCAGGCAAGUACGACGCCGACAGUGUGCCCGCAGGCCCCCCGCGCGUGCUCUUUCGCCAGCUGGCGCCGGGGCUCGCACCGCUGCUU